Amoebophrya sp. A120 is the source of this 1462-nucleotide messenger RNA. The record is from the annotation of a GenBank genome assembly. NCBI's taxonomy places the organism in Eukaryota, Dinophyceae, Syndiniales, Amoebophryaceae.
CGGGCAUAGCGCGGGCAACGGUGCAGGCCCUAAACUGCAUCUGGAGAGACCCGGACAUUUCCAAAAACCUGAAGGCCGCACUAUAUCGGAGCUUGGUCAACUCCGUCGCCUUGUACAACGCAGAAACAUGGCGGCCCCGCGAAAACGACCUGAAAGCCCUCAGAUGGUUCCAGCACAGCACGCUUCGGACGCUAGAAGGAGAAAAACGCGGCUGGCAAAUGGCCCAAGAAAACGACGCAGACGAAGGGGAGGCAGAAUACGCCGGAAGGCUGGAACUCUGCCAGCGGGUAGGGGUUCCACCGGUGGAGACGAUCCUCAGGGAGAGGCGCGUGGCGUGGAUGGCGCAUGCAUUGCGCAACAAGAAAGAGGCAUGUCACUAUCUUGCAAGAGAGGAAGUGCGCAAAGGCACGCCGUGGGGCAGGCUAAUCCGCGACGACUUUGACGAGGUCGGGCUACCAAUCGACCAGUUCCUAGACCUCGAAGCCCCCCCAGCCGCUCGGGCCAUCAAGGCUCACCUAGUAGCCAAGCGGCCAACAAAACCACUGCCAAAGCAAAGGAGGGGCGACAGGCGGGGAAAGACCGAAAAAUGCCGAGAGAAAACUAACAAGCAGAGAGAAAACAUCCAGCAACAAAAAGCGGAGGCGGAACUGAGGCAGGCGAAUUUCAUCGCCAGCAUAAGCGGCAGGCGCUGGGAAAGAUUUCCCAGCGCCGCUGGCAACUACUGGCAGACGAAGGAAGAAGCAGUGAAUUCCCCCCCGGUGCAGUUCGAAAUCGAGUCCGAAGAUUUUUGCGAAGGAUCGGGCCGAGAGGAAUAUAGAGUGUGCGGCGUAUGGUUCCAAAAGAUGAGUAAUGGGACAUACGUCGCACGAAGAUGAGGCAACAGUGCGAAAACGCUUGAGAGAUACACUUGUAAGCACAUCCAAAAAGACGAAAGAGAAGAUGAUGAUCUCUACUAAACGGAUAAGCUUGUUGUGAAUGAGUGAAUGAGUUGCUUAUUCAGCCGCAGUCUGCAAAGAAGUGCAAGAACUACUUCUACUGGUGCGGACCAUAAGUAGCACCACCUGGAGGUUAUGUGAGUAAUAGAACUGCUGAACUUUUGUUGAGAAUUGUGAAUUAAAUCUCAGUCCAAAGCAGGUCUGCGAUAUCAAAAAGAUAGCGAGGAGAAGUAGUGCUAGCGCUACACACGCUGAAUGAAACAGCAGUAGUACCUAUCACUGCGGGCGAUAGCUGAGAUGGGGAAAUGUUGUUCGAGAUUAAUCGGACGCGUUGGUACGGAUGCGUCGCGGUGCUAAAUCUAAAUGCACUUUCUAGAAGCGCUGUAUUCACCUUUGGUUUACGUUGAGGCUACAUCAACUAGUUGUUGAUUUCUUGUUUGUGUCGUGCUCCCCUUGUUGUGGCGAAUAGAAAUACAGUCGUAGAAGCGCAACCUAAGGGUGUUGCCUGGUUCUGAUACGGCUUUGAC